AUCAUUUACAAAUGCACGAUUCGUCCUCAGAAGAAAACAUUGUCAGGAAGCAGAUCUAAUAUCUUGGACUGGAUUUUUACUGGAUUUUUUCUUUUCUUCGCAUUGAAUGGUUUUCUACUGUUUGCGUUUAUAUUAAUCAUCAACUUCCUCGUUGUCUGGAUUUAUACUUUUAACUGUAGUAAGUACAGUGUUCAGUCAUGAUAAUGAUGAGGACUUUGAUUGAGCCAGUGGUUGCUGGGGCACAGGUUGCUAGCUCUUUUUAUGAUACAGCAUUACUUUUUGUGGUCAAGGAUUAUUAUAACCGGACUGCUACAUCCUUAAACACAUCUCAUUCGGUCACACUACAGAAAGCCAUAUCAAACUUCUAUAUUAUUCACAACCUCAUUUUGGGAUUUACCCCAUUGUUGUCAGCAUAUAUCCUAGCAAAGAUUGGCGACAAUAACAGAAGAAAGGUCACAAUAUGUGUUCCAUUGCUUGGGUAUUUUUUAUCUAGGUGUUUUCUAUUGCUUGUCAUCUUUUUGGACUGGCCUAUUGAAGUGAUGUUUGGCUCUGCUGCUCUAAAUGGUUUAACAGGUUGGUUCACAACCUACUGGGCUGGGGUUAUGGCCUGGGCAGCCGUGGGCUCAACUGAAAAAAGACGAUCUUUCAAAUUCAUUGUCAUUGAAUUAGUUUAUGGACUAUCUGGUUGUGUGGGCAGCCUUGCUUCUGGACACAUCUUUGUAUCAUUUACAAUAACACAUAAUACAGGUGCAAUCCUAGUUAUAUGCAGUGUUUCACUUUAUUUGAUAUGCCUGUUAUAUAGUAUAUUUAUUUUAAAAGAGCCUUAUAAUGAAACAGCACUGCGUAAGAAUUCAGGUGAUGGAAUGGAUGAGCAAGAAGUCAAUAACGGAAACUUACCUGAACCAAAUGAGCGAUCUAACCUGCUGGGUGAAACGAAUGAACCUUUGGGGGGCCUCCCUGCUCUGACGCCAUCCAAAUUUUUCAUUGCUCUUCUUUUUGCUACUGCUAUAGUGUACAAUAUCUCUGUGGAUGGAGCCAUGGAUGUACUUUCUUUAUUUUUAAUUAAAGAACCUCUGAAGUUUAGUCCUACGUACAUUGGUUAUGCCAACGCUGCUGGUUAUUUUAUAUUUAUCACCAGUUUUUUGGGAGUUUGGAUUUUUUCCAGAUGUCUAAAGGAUGUAACUUUAAUUAUAAUGGGAAUAUUGUCCUUCUGCGCUGGUAUCUUCAUUAUGGCAUCUGUACGAUGGACUUUCUUGUAUUUCAUUGCUCGAGCUGUGAUGAUGUUUUCUUUGAUACCAAUGCCAACAAUAAGGUCUGUUUUAUCCAAACAUAUACAAGGAUCAUCAUAUGGAAAAGUCUUUGUUGUACUCCAACUGUCAUUAGCAAUUACAGGAAUUGUGACAUCAGUUUUAUUCAAUGAGAUCUACCAAGCCACGUUGACCUCGUUUGAUGGAACUUGCUUUAUUAUAUCAGGCAUCCUUUCCAUUCUGAGCCUCAUCCCUAUCAGUGUUGCUGCCUUUAAAUAUUCUUCAAUAUUCCAUCGUACCGGGGGUGCAUAAACAGAACUCAUCACACUAUAAUAAUUUCUUUACCGUUUAUUUUUGAAUGUUUAUAUAUUGUAUAUUGUUUUUAAUAAGUGAAUUAAAUUGUAUAUAUUGUUUGUUGAUAUAAUUAUUUUUGACAAAGGAAAUAGUUGAAUGCCUCUCGUCUAAAGGGUGCCUCACAAAGCUUGAUAGCAAGGUUUGGACAAGGCAGUUCCUUAAUGCAAAGUCACUACUAGUAGAAAGGCAUAUAAUUGUAAUAAUAAU
Molecule: messenger RNA, 1808 nt
Organism: Rana temporaria (common frog)
Lineage: Eukaryota; Metazoa; Chordata; Amphibia; Anura; Ranidae
Product: thymic stromal cotransporter homolog
Exons: 4
Coding region: 198-1559 (453 amino acids)
Biological process (GO): transmembrane transport
Cellular component (GO): membrane
Molecular function (GO): transmembrane transporter activity
Source: RefSeq, a predicted model, not a curated record